Molecule: messenger RNA, 745 nt
Organism: Drosophila takahashii
Lineage: Eukaryota; Metazoa; Arthropoda; Insecta; Diptera; Drosophilidae
Gene: Tsen2
Product: tRNA splicing endonuclease subunit 2
Biological process (GO): tRNA-type intron splice site recognition and cleavage; tRNA splicing, via endonucleolytic cleavage and ligation
Cellular component (GO): tRNA-intron endonuclease complex
Molecular function (GO): nucleic acid binding; tRNA-intron lyase activity
Source: RefSeq, a predicted model, not a curated record
CCAAAACUAAACAAAAUGCAAUUCACAUUUCCAUGCAAAAGAAAGCGCUGUUAUAAUAAAAACUCAAGUUUCGCGCCUUUUCCGAGUGUAGAAAAUGGAGAAUUCUAUCAGGGAAGAUUCACAGGUCUCUCCGUGGAGAUAAUAGACCCCGUUGAGGCCAAAUCGCUGUAUGACAAUGGUUGCUAUGGCAAGGGAAGCAAAUCCCGCGGAGGACCGGCAUCUGGAGACGAGGAUGAAACGCUGCUCUUGGGCCUGGAGGAGUCCUGUUUCCUGGCCUACUACUUGAACAUUUUAGAGAUAACCAACUUGGCCGGCAGUUCCAUGGACUAUCAGCUUUUUACGGAGACAGCCCUAAAGCUAAAUGAAAGAUUUUUGGAAAACCUGGCCUGCUAUAUCUAUUUAAAGUCCAAGAACUGGGUGAUCAAGAGUGGCAUCAAGUUUGGCGGUGAUUUUCUUGUCUACAAGCAGAGUCCUCGUUUGUACCACGCCAGCUUCUUGGUUAUAGUUCAAACUCCCUGCGAUUCAGAUUACUACCAGUCAAAGAACCUGAAAGGCGUUCAACGCGUGGCCGAAACUUCGGAUAAGGAUGUGCUGCUCCUAACUGUCCAUAGACCUAAAGAUAUUGCGACUACCAAAGACUUGCAGGAGACCACAGUGACAGAGACAAUUGUGCGGCGUUUCAAUUACUUAACUUUUGUACAAAGCAAACAACAAUAGGGAACUACUACAUAUAUUCUAUAACUUC